AUGUUUCUCUUUUCUGCAUUCGUGAGUUCAACUAUCGUCUCUCGUCAGGAAGAAGCUUCAUUUAUCUCUUGGAUGAGAGAAAAUAGUGUUAUGUUCACAGGAGAAGAGUACGCCUUCAGGCUGGGAAUUUAUUUAACAACUGAUCGCUAUAUCAAGCAAUUCAAUCGCGGAAAGCGCUCACAUACUCUUGCCCAUAACAAGUUCUCUGCUUAUACCCAUGCCGAAUACAAGGCUCUCCUCAACAGUAAGCCAAUUCAUCCAAGAAAUGUACAGAAGUCUCAGAUAACAACACAAAAAGUUCAAGUUCCAGAUACAUGGGAUUGGAGAGAUAGGGUCGCCUUCAAUCCAGUCCGCGAUCAGAUGGAAUGCGCUUCUGGAUUUGCAUUUGCUUCAUGCGCUUGCCAGGAAGUUACAUGGAAUAUUUACUAUAACAAAUUAUACCUUCUUUCACCACAAAACAUGUUAGAUUGCGCUUACAACGAGGAAGGAUGCGAUGGCGGUGAAGCAGAUCGCGCUGUUGGCUACAUAGUUACAGAUCAAGAUGGUAAGUUCGGUCUUGAAAGCGACUACCCAUACAAGAGCGAAUCUAUGGGUUAUUGCGAAUUCGACCCUUCAAAGGGUGUUACAAAGGCUUUAGCUGUUAACUACACAAGAGACGAAGCAGACAUGAAGGUCCGUGUUGCUACAACUGGUCCACUAAUCUGCGGAUACGAUUCCAGCAGCGAAGAUUUCGAAUACUACUACCAAGGUGUUUACUACAGCGAUGACUGCAGCGCCUGGGGUAUUGACCACUGGAUGACCAUCGUUGGUUACGGAACUUACAACGGAGAUGACUACUGGCUCGUUAAGAACUCUUUCGGUAAAGGUUGGGGCCAGCAGGGCUACGGAAUGGUUGCUCGUAACAGAGAUGGUGCAUGCGGUGUUGAUUUACUUACAUUCAGCAUCAACGUCUAA
Molecule: messenger RNA, 954 nt
Organism: Trichomonas vaginalis G3
Lineage: Eukaryota; Parabasalia; Trichomonadida; Trichomonadidae
Product: cysteine-type peptidase protein
Exons: 1
Coding region: 1-954 (317 amino acids)
Cellular component (GO): lysosome
Molecular function (GO): cysteine-type endopeptidase activity
Source: RefSeq, a predicted model, not a curated record